AUGUGCUUCACCAGGCAAGCCCGCAGCCGCCCAGCCACGCCCACAGGAGCCAGCAAUGGCGAGAUUCCUGUGACCAACGUGCGAGUGGUCUGCCGCAUUCGGCCCAUGAACGACCGCGAGAAAAAGGCAGGGGCCACACCUGCAGCCACGGCUUCCACCGAACGCAAGGAAGUUGCCGUUGUGCGCAUCCUCGCCGGUGGCACCCGCCAGGUGAGAUCAACCUUCCACUUUGAUGACGUCCUCACGUCCUUCAGCAGCCAAGAAGAUGUCUUUCGGGCCACUUUGCAACCUCUGGUUGGCCAGGUGCUGGCAGGGUACGAGACGACAGCCUUUGCGUAUGGGCAGUACACGUACCCGUGCCACGCUUGCUUCCAGGGACAGAUCCCUGCGCAUCCCGAGUUCACGGAGAGCACUGUGACGGUGUCCUACCUGGAAAUCUACAACGAGGCAGAUCGCACGCGGGCGCUGGAGCUGAGCGACCUGCUUGCUGGGUCUGAGCGCCACCCGAAGUUGGACCUGAAGGACAGGAUGAUAGUAACCUACUAA
This is a messenger RNA of Symbiodinium natans, 546 nucleotides long. The record is from the annotation of a GenBank genome assembly. Lineage: Eukaryota; Dinophyceae; Suessiales; Symbiodiniaceae.